CCUCCAUCUUUCUCGUCCUUUCACCCCAAUCGACAAACAGACAGUGAGUAUCAGCGGCGGCAAUGCGAACAGGAGUCAGGGAGGAUAUGAAGACACGAGAGGGAGGCAUGGACGGAGAGAGAAGUUGCAGCACCGUGGUCGAUUGGAGAGGGACAGGAAGGUCAUCAUGGCAGGGAAGGGGAAGAAGUGGCGGUGAGACAUUGGGUCUUCGCCUUCGAGGUUGAGCUAUUCGGCUCAACGGGGAAGCUGGGGGCGAUGGAGCUUUGUCCAUCUUGCACGCCCGCUCUUUGGGCAGGGUCGCUGCGGCUAGGCCUGGGAGGAAUCGUGGAUCGCACCUUCUCCAACUCCCUCUUGCGGCAUCCCAUGCUCACACGCUGCACACUCUUCCUUCUUCGCCACUCGCAGAGAUGACCAAGAAGAGAAGGAAUGGUGGCCGCAACAAGCACGGCCGUGGCCACGUCGGCUUCGUUCGCUGCUCCAACUGCGCCCGUGCCGUCCCCAAGGACAAGGCCAUCAAGCGCUUCACCGUCCGCAACAUCGUAGAGGCCGCUGCCGUCCGUGACCUUUCCGACGCCAGCGUCUACGCCGAGUACGCCCUGCCCAAGCUCUACAUCAAGAUCGCAUACUGCGUCUCGUGCGCCAUCCACGCGCACGUCGUCCGUGUCCGAUCCGCCGAGGGCCGCAGGAUCCGUACGCCCCCCGUUCGCGUGCGCUACAACAGGGAUGGCAAGAAGAUCAACCCUGCCGUGGCUCAGGUCCAGAACUCCGGCGUCGGUCCUCAGGCUGGUGGUGCCCCCGCGCCCACUGUCAGGGUCUAAGCUUGUCUCUCUCUCACAGCCUUCAAUAUGAUUGAACAGAGUUGCGAGCCCAUCAUCCUGUAUUCCUGAUUAG
Molecule: messenger RNA, 891 nt
Organism: Jaminaea rosea
Lineage: Eukaryota; Fungi; Basidiomycota; Exobasidiomycetes; Microstromatales
Product: ribosomal protein S26e
Exons: 2
Coding region: 408-818 (136 amino acids)
Biological process (GO): translation
Cellular component (GO): ribosome; cytosolic small ribosomal subunit
Molecular function (GO): mRNA binding; structural constituent of ribosome
Source: RefSeq, a predicted model, not a curated record